UAAAGAUAGGUACGUCGAUAUCCGCGUUUUACGGAACCGAUAAAUGUGCUAAAAUUCUGUGCCACGUUUUUUGAACUUCGCAUUUAGAGAGAUAAAAUGAGUGAAGAGAUAAAUUAUGCACAAGCUAUUGAAAGCUUAUAUGAAAAAUUAAACACUAUGGAGAAUACAAUAAACAAUUUAGUUAACGCUUUGAAACCUUCAUCAAGUUCCUCAAUGAUUGUCCCAGCUACAACUACAGCUGUAUCUCCAAAUUCCAAUACUGUUGUUGCUUCAACUUUUAACAUAGCAGGCUCUUCAGUGGACAAUUCUGUGGUUAAAUCUGCAGAAAGCACAGGGUCUUCAGUUGUCAAUUCUGUGGUUACCUCAACAUCAAGCACAGCUAGAUCCCAAGAUACCCAAACUGUGGUUGCUUCAGCAUCAAACAUAGUGAGCGUAAGUGAUGGAACAGCGUCAUCAGACAACAGUGAACUAACACAUGAACGCUACAUGGAAUAUAGAAGGCAGCACCCGGGCUCCUACUCACAUUAUUCCUAUCAUGUGUGGGUAGAGCAUGGAGGUCACGAUCGGCAAGACUAUUAUUGGAACCGUGAUUCUCCAUACCGGAGUGCUGCCUACAGAAGUAGGAGACGAGGUGGCCGUGGAAAACGGGGAAAUGUGUUUCAUUACAAUGUCUAUAAUUAGUGUAAAAAUUUCCUGCAAAUGGUAGCAUUUAUGUUACACUCAAAGUUAUUUACAGGUACUAUUUACACUAAUUAUAGACAAUGUAAUGUUUGUUUUUUUGUUUUUUUUGUUUUUUUUUAAAAAAAUUUUAAACAUCGUACAAUAAUUUUGUUCUAUUUAGAAUUGCUUCAAUGUCUUUUUACAAAAAAGUUUAUAAAAAAUUUUCAUUUAUUUACCCGCGGCUCAGUAGUUUUU
This is a messenger RNA of Hydra vulgaris (swiftwater hydra), 915 nucleotides long. RefSeq lists its product as uncharacterized. NCBI's taxonomy places the organism in Eukaryota, Metazoa, Cnidaria, Hydrozoa, Anthoathecata, Hydridae. The record is from RefSeq and is a predicted model, not a curated record.